Euleptes europaea (tarantolino) is the source of this 1050-nucleotide messenger RNA. RefSeq names its product transmembrane p24 trafficking protein family member 8 (gene TMED8). The coding region runs from base 1 to 996 and encodes 331 amino acids. The record is from RefSeq and is a predicted model, not a curated record. The transcript has 6 exons. Lineage: Eukaryota; Metazoa; Chordata; Lepidosauria; Squamata; Sphaerodactylidae.
AUGUCGGACGUGCCGGCCGCAGCCGUUGCCGCCCCGUUCGAACCCCCCCCAGGAGGGGGCCCGCCAGGCGGCGACGGUGGCCUCAGCGGGGCUGACGGAGAAGAGGACGGCCGCCCGCCGCCGCCGCCGCCUUCUUUUCCAGAGAAUGAAGAUUCAACUCAGAAGUCAGAACAUGCAUCCCAGACAGCUGCCACUUCAGAGAAUGAUACCUUACAAUGCAGGCUGCAAAAUGGAUCGCCUGUGAAAGGGGGUGCUACAAAGGAUUUGACAAGUGGUGAUGCUGAUCUGAAAGAGCAAGAUGUAGCAGGAGAGGAAGCCAACCAGUUCCAGGUACAAAAACAGGCUGUAGUGCAGAUGACAAAGUAUCCUGCCCCACAAGGACCAGGUGAUAUAGUCAUGAUACAGUCUGAAUAUACAGGUGCAGUGGAUGUCCUUUCAGCAGAGCUGGAAACCACAGACCUGCUGGGUGAGCAGAAGAAAGCUCAGCCACCUCCUCUAAUUCCUCCCACUACCUGGACAAGUGCCAAGAUAAGGGACUUCAAAACAAAGAUGGCAAAGGAGAAGAAUGCCCGCAUGGUAGUGAAACGGGGUGAAGUAGUAACUGUCCGGGUGCCAACCCAUCCCGAUGGGAAGCGUGUGUGCUGGGAGUUUGCCACAGAAGAUUAUGACAUUGGCUUUGGAGUCUAUUUUGACUGGACACCUGUUACUAAUACUGCCAUUACUGUACAAGUCAGUGAAUCAAGUGAUGAAGAGGAUGAUGAUGAAGAAGAGUUUGAAGGGCCUAUUCCUGUUGGUGAUGUGGAAAGGGGCUCCAAAAGCUAUUUGCGAAAUCGCUAUGGGGAGAUCAUGCCUGUCUACCGGCGAGACAGUCACCGGGAAGUACAAGUAGGCAGCCACGAUUAUCCAGGGGAAGGCAUCUACUUGCUCAAAUUUGACAAUUCUUACUCCCUUCUGCGCAACAAGAUUCUCUUCUUCCACGUUUAUUAUACCAGUUAAAGAAGUCAGUGGUGCUGGAAGUGAGCGUGACUGAAGGGGCACCAAAAUAAGGAA